GUGAAGGCGAGUGAUGGGCCGGCUAGCCAGCCCUCUCCUUUUUUUUCUCUCUCUUUUUUUCUCUUUGUUUUCUUCUUCUUCUUUCUUACUUUUCUCUCUUUCCUAUCCUCUCGUUUCCUCCUCUGUUCUUUCUCUUUCGCCCCCCGCAAGCUCAAGCGCAAGUGCAAGCACCCGUCGGCAACGCCACGAUGCCAGAACGGUAGCCCGUCAGUUGGUAGCACACGAGCCAGGGGCUCUUACCGACGAGCGACGACGGGGAAACCGGACGAUUUGUGUGUUUAAGCUUAGGCACGCAAGCACGGCACCGAACAGACGACAGCCUACUGUGCUGUGCUAUGAGGUAAGGAAGCUGGCUGGCGCAUUAGGUAAUCUUUAAUGUGCCUGGUCGGCAUCGAUUCCACUCCUGUUUCCGCCCCCGAUCUGGGCCGAAGCAGGCAGGGUACCUACGUAGUGUACACUAUUUACAAAGAAAAAGUCCAUUAUUUAGUUCCAUCAGCUCCUCCCUUCUCUCCCCUUUCCCAUCGUAGAGGACGGGUUGCUGGGCCUUGGUAAGCCACUUUGAACUACCUAGGUAGGUAGGUAGAAAGUAGCUAUCUACCAUCGACGUACACACAUUGGCGGUCCAUUACCACUGGCAAUUGACAUGCUGACAGGGCACGUGACGGGGCGGAGACUACACUGUAUUCUUGCCAGACCACUUUGACUGGCCGCUUGAGCCUUGAGGAGUCCGGUUUAAUUGACGC
Molecule: messenger RNA, 743 nt
Organism: Colletotrichum navitas
Lineage: Eukaryota; Fungi; Ascomycota; Sordariomycetes; Glomerellales; Glomerellaceae
Exons: 1
Coding region: 14-376 (120 amino acids)
Source: RefSeq, a predicted model, not a curated record